Aspergillus sclerotioniger CBS 115572 is the source of this 1431-nucleotide messenger RNA. RefSeq names its product Hsp70 family protein. Lineage: Eukaryota; Fungi; Ascomycota; Eurotiomycetes; Eurotiales; Aspergillaceae. The record is from RefSeq and is a predicted model, not a curated record. The coding region runs from base 1 to 1431 and encodes 476 amino acids. The transcript has 9 exons.
AUGGCCUGUGCACAGAAAAUCGUUAUGGCUGUUGACCUCGGUGUGACGCAUACUGUCGUUGCCUUCCGACAUCCAUCUGAGAAUGAUGUCAGAUUUGUGGAUUCAUGGCCUGGUUCCAGCUCGCAACAGUGGGUCUACUCUCGCCUCGUUCCCAGCCGUAUCGCCUACCCCGAAGACAACUGCAGCCCCCAAAUUACGUGGGGCUUGGGGGUUGGGCCGAACCAUGUCGCGGUAUCCUGCAUGAAGCUCCUCCUGGAGGAGACUGUCAGGAUCAAGGUCAUUGAAGCCCAGGCCAACUGGGACCAGUCCAUUGGUAUCUUUCGCCAGCCUGGAGGCAGGUCUCCCAUCCGAAUUGUCGGGGACUUCCUGAGGCUUGUUCGCGAACAUUCCGAACGCUAUAUUGAUUCUUACUGCAACCAUAUGCUUCUACAAAAGCUACCCAUUCAACUGGUUUUUACGGUACCGGCUACCUGGUCGAAGAAUGCCGUGGUGUCACUUAGGGAGGCCUUCCUGUUGGCAGGUUUCCAACAGGGGGGUGGGAACGAUUUUCUCGUUUUGACCGAGCCAGAAGCGGUGCUGACGACGAUCUUGGCUGACCCCAAUAACAGAGUGAAAAAUGGCCAAGCGGUCAUGAUCUGUGAUUUAGGGGGUGAGACAUUGGAUAUCGGUACUUUUGUAGUCGAGCAGAAAAAGCCUGCGGUCUGUCGAGCGCUCACUCAACAUACAGAGCUGCUAUGCACCAAUGCCAGAAUUUGUCAGGCCUCCAAUGAGGUCUUGUCCGACGAGCUCGUAGAGGGAUUUCAAGAUUUGGAGCUAGGAACCAACGCGUCUAGCAACUGCGAGUCCGCCAGUCGUCGGUUCACCAACUCUAGCAAGGGUGCGGAGGUCAAGGCCCAACUUCCCGCCAAUAGCCCAGACAUGCUCGGGCUCCAAUAUCACCUCACCAUCGAUGCACUACCUAUUUUGGGCCAACAGAUAGCUAUUGCAGGCUGGAGGUCCCAUUCUCGCACUAUUGAGCACAUCUUUAUAACUGGCAAGUCUACACACUCGGAAUAUAUUGCUGACCGUAUCGAAAGAGGUCUUGAACGCCUUUACAAACCAAUCCAUCGACUCAAAUUCCCGGAGAGUACGAUAGCUACUGGAGCCGCCCUUUGGGCAUCUGAUUACAUCCGUUUGGUGAAGGAUUCUUAUUAUCACUACGGAAUCGCGAAUCGGGUCUCCAAUAUUGAAUAUAUGGAUUUCUCGGAGGGCCUUGGUAAUGGACCCGAGGUGCUUUGGUUUCUUGGAAAGGGAGACAAGUUUUCAGUCCAUGCGACAUCGAACUUUUGCCUUCCCUACAAGAUAGCAACCGAGGAUGAAGACAGUGAGCUAUUCAUAUACGACUCUGAGAAGGAUCUUGCACCUGCAACAGCCUAUGAAAAUGGUCGGUAG